This is a messenger RNA of Drosophila suzukii, 751 nucleotides long. It is a transcript of the gene Pig1, whose product is annotated as Pre-intermoult gene 1. Lineage: Eukaryota; Metazoa; Arthropoda; Insecta; Diptera; Drosophilidae. The record is from RefSeq and is a predicted model, not a curated record.
AUAUUGUUUCCCAACGUUUUUUGUUUCAACAGAUUUUUUUUUCGACUUUACUUUGGCCUUCGCUUGCGUAAAUAAGACGUUGACUAUAAAUUGCGCAGAAACCUUAGACCGAACGUCAGAGAUAGAUAAUAGAUAGUGUCGAGAUGAAGUUGACAAAGUUAAUGCUGGUUUUCCUGUGCCUCGGGCUUUACGUGACCCUAGUUGUGAGUGCCGAUACGGAUACAGAUACGGAUACGGAUUCGGCCACCGAUUCUGAUGACGAUGACGAAUCUUCAACGGAUGCCAGUUCCACGGAGAGUGCUGAUGAUGGUAGUAGUAGCGAUGUCGAUGAUACCGAUACAGAUUCCGAUACAGAUACAGAUACCGAUACAGAUACCGAUACAGAUGACGAUGAGGAUGAGACCACUACAGCAGCUCCAGUGGUGAAAAAGAAGAGGACCAACAACAAGAAGAAGGCCAACAGCAAUAGGAAGAAGGCCAACAAGAACAAGAAGAAGGCCAAUAACAAGAAGAAGGCCAACAACAAUCGCAGAAAGAAGAACAACAACAGGAGGAAGGCAACCAACAACAACAGGCGCAGAAACAACGCCAGAAGACGUGGUUAGAAUGGAAAAAAACCUUUACAAAAAAUCAACAGUAUCAAUACCAUGUGCUUUAAUAAAUACAAUUUUUUUUUUCAUGAUUAAAUAUUUAAUUGGGGUAUUGGUGUGGUUCAACUGCACACAAAAACGCUGCAUAUUUUUUCGGGAAU